Paraglomus brasilianum is the source of this 2400-nucleotide messenger RNA. Lineage: Eukaryota; Fungi; Glomeromycota; Glomeromycetes; Paraglomerales; Paraglomeraceae. The record is from the annotation of a GenBank genome assembly.
AUGUCCAGCUUGUCUGACCUACUAAGACAAAUUCACUCAACACUCACUACUUCUACUCCCCCUCUCCAAGAAACCCUCAACUCGAUAGAUUCUUUCGCUUCUACGCUCUCUCCACAUUCCAACCCACCUCUCGAGCGUGAUCGUCAUGAUCGCCUAUGCAACGAGCUGACAUCAAUUUAUAAAAACAUUCACGAUUCAACAGACAAGACAUUACCAUUCUUUCAAAUCCUGCAUGCUCUGCUUCCCAUUCUCACUCCUGAUACGAUAAUCACGAAAUGGUGGGAUAAUGUUCUGGGUCCAAUAUUGAAAUCUCAACAGCAGACAAAGGAUAUUGUCGAGGAAACCAAAAAGAUUGUUGUAGACACUAUGACUGGCGAAGGAACAAAAGUGGGCAAAUUUGUCGAGUGCAUCACGGAGAGGUAUCUUGAAGAGAGUGCAAUGGAAGGCAAUGCUGUUGGGGAAGAUGAUGAUAGUGGUGGAGAAAAAAGGGAAGAGAGCAGAAGGUUCUGGUUUAGGAAUUUGGAAAGUCUUUUGAAAGGAUAUGGGAGUGUUAGAACAAAGGACUUUUUUAUACUCUUGAACAAAUACUUUCUGGAGAAAAAGACUCGCCUUCAAGUGUUGACACUUCUCGGGAUAUUUAUAAGACAGCAGGCUAUCAACAUUCAUAAAAUUCUCGAAACGUCUUUACUCGAAUCGAUUCUAACUUCUCUCCAGGUAUUUGAAAAAUUACUCGCACUGAUCGUAUUUGUAAGAAUACUUUGUUGGGAUAAACUGACACGGCAUGUCGACAUCGACUUUGGGAAUGAUGAUGUAUAUGAUGACGGAGAUCAACUUGGAAGGUUAGAUUACAGAACCGACGAUGAAGAAAGUUUGAAUUCGGAAAGAAAUCGUGAUAACAUUGAUUGGCAGAGGUUUGAUUCAAGUUUCGAUACUGCUCCUUCAACCCCACCGAAUUGUCUACCAUUAUUCACGUUUCUGUAUGGAAUGUUUCCAUGCAAUACCAUAAAGUUUCUACGAAAUCCAAGAAAAUGGUUUGCAGAGAUGAAUUACACGCCACUAUAUGAACAGAUUGAUGAAAACAUAAUUCGAUCGCGCAGUUUGUCACUUUUCCGCCGUCAUACAAUCCACCCGAAACUCAUUCUCAACGAUUCUGAACGAGAACUCUCUGAUACUUCUCGCUGGAAGAAACUAGAACCCGCCGAGGUAGUGGCCGAGUGCGUUAGCUAUGAUAUCGAAAACACACGCGGAAUGAUAAGAAAAAUUACUGGAAUUGACGGCAAAAAAGAUGAUAGCGAGGAUGAUGAAAGUGAAGCAGAUGGUAAUAAAGUGAGAAAAUUGUCGCAGGCGAUAUCGAUGCAGGAUAUUAUUGGAAUCCAUCAAGCUUUAAAGAGUGGUGCUGACAUUGUUGUUGGCGAUGAUCCAUGGUCAUCAACGAUUUUCGCCCCUCUUGUUCCACCCUAUGAAACGCUUCCACUUUCUCCUCCCUUGCGUCCAUCGACAAACACACAAGCCAAAAUAUCCUUCCUGCAACGCGAAAUAAUGCUCCUCCGCAACGAACUCAACUUUGAACUCUAUCUCAAACAACAGCAUCUCCAACACAUUGGUAGACUGCAUCACGAUCAUGUCGUUGAUGCGAGCGUCGAAGCAGAGCGACAGAACUUGCACCGUUCAUGCAAGAUGCUAAAGAAUCAAGUAAAAGUAACACAGGAUGCGUUGGAUAAGCAGAGAAGCGAGAUGCAAAGUUCGCGGAAGAAACAAGUAGAAUGGGAGAACGAGCUAAAUGCAAGGAUAAAAAAGUAUAGAGAAGAAAGGAAAGAUUGGGAGAACAAGGUGAAAACUUUUCAGAAUCAGCUGAACGAUGCAAAGACUGUGAAUAAACUAACGAGGAAAGAGCUGGAUGAGGCGCGGGAUAGGGUUUUUUCUCUUGAGAAUCAACUGGAAACUCGUGAAGCCCAGCUUACCAAACUGUCCGAGUAUGAAAGUCAAAUAGACCAACUAGCGGAGAAGCUACUAAACUGGCAAGACAAGUCAAAGGAAUUCCAAGAACGAGAGCGUGAAAUAGAAAGGCUAGUCGCUCAAGCAAAAAAGAUGGAAGUCGCUAGUGAGACUAACGAGCAAGUAACGCGUCAAUUAAACGAGACGAUCAGUAUUCAAUCGCAAACAAUUGAUGAUCUUAAAGCUAAGCUGCAGCAUCAAAGGACUAUCAACCAGCAGGAGGAGAGGCAGGGUUUAUUGGCCAUUGAACGAGAAACACGUGCUAAGGAAUACGAGAAAGUAUCACAAUCAUACGACUUGGCUCGAAAACGCAACGAAGAACUCGAGGCUACAGUGCUGGAGUUGAAGGCCAAGAUUGAGAUGAUGAGUAAACCACCACCGCCUCGACCGCCUGAAGACGAAUAA